Molecule: messenger RNA, 354 nt
Organism: Penaeus indicus
Lineage: Eukaryota; Metazoa; Arthropoda; Malacostraca; Decapoda; Penaeidae
Product: cuticle protein AMP1B-like
Exons: 3
Coding region: 1-354 (117 amino acids)
Cellular component (GO): chitin-based extracellular matrix
Molecular function (GO): structural constituent of chitin-based larval cuticle
Source: RefSeq, a predicted model, not a curated record
AUGUACUUCCUCCGCCGCGGUCGCACCCCACAGGCCGCCCUUCUGCUGCUGUCCGUCCUGGGCUCAGAGGCGGCCGAGAGUCCUUACUCCGCACCCAUCCCCAUCCUCAAGGACGACCGGACGCAGGAUGCCUACGGCGGCUACUCCUUCGAAUUCGAGUCCGGCAACGGCAUCGUCCGACAGGAGUCCGGGAAGGAGAGCGACGGACAGGCGAAGGAGGGAGGCUGGAGAUACGAGUCCCCUGAGGGCGUCCCCGUCGAGAUCUCCUUCGUGGCCAACCAGGGGGGGUACCAGCCCCAGGGGGCUGUCAUCCCUGUGCCUCCACCCCUCCCCUACCAGAGGUCCGGGAACUAG